AUGGUGCGUCAGCUCCACGAUAGUAUGAUGGCGCGAAUCACAGACAAUGGAGCUGUCUCAGAGGCAUUCGCAAUGACCAACGGGGUGAAGCAGGGCUGCAACCUCGCGCCUACCCUCUUCAGUCUCAUGUUCUAUGCCAUGCUGCUGGACGCCUACCGUGACGAGCGCCCUGGGAUCCGCAUCGCCUACAGGACGGACGGCCAACUCCUCAACCACCGGCGGAUGCAUGUCCAGUCGCGUGUACUCACAACUACCGUCCAUGGACUUCUCUUCGCCGCCGACUGCGCCCUCAGAGCCACCUCAGAAGGGGACAAGCAAGAGAGCAUGGACCCCUUCGCCGCCGCCUGCGAAACUUUGGCCUGGUCAUCAAAACAGAGAAAACGGUUGUUAUGCAUCAACCGACAGUCGAUGAUGCCUACGUCGCACCUCAAAUAA
Spirometra erinaceieuropaei is the source of this 435-nucleotide messenger RNA. The record is from the annotation of a GenBank genome assembly. NCBI's taxonomy places the organism in Eukaryota, Metazoa, Platyhelminthes, Cestoda, Diphyllobothriidea, Diphyllobothriidae.